Molecule: messenger RNA, 2487 nt
Organism: Aspergillus clavatus NRRL 1
Lineage: Eukaryota; Fungi; Ascomycota; Eurotiomycetes; Eurotiales; Aspergillaceae
Gene: exg9
Product: putative exo-beta-1,3-glucanase
Exons: 6
Coding region: 1-2487 (828 amino acids)
Molecular function (GO): polygalacturonase activity
Source: RefSeq, a predicted model, not a curated record
AUGGCGAGGAUUGCCUCGUUCCUGUUGUGUGGUCUCUCUCUCUUCGAUCUUUCGUCCAGUCACCCUUCCCACCAUCAUCCUCGAGCGCCAACUAGCCCUACUAAGUUCGAUGUUCAGCAAAGUGUUCCACCCCUCGACUAUGUCCCUCAUAAACAGGGCAUUCCUUUCUCCAUCCAGAAUCAGACGGCACAUCCCUGGGUUGAGCUGGCUCAAGUUUCUGGGGCUGCAGACCUGACAGGCCGGGAAGUUACCACUCGGGCUAGCUGUGGUGGACCAACUCCAGACAGCCCUAGCAAGUUCUGGUAUGAGACCAUUGCUCAUAAUGGGCAAUCGUCAUUCCUGGAUGGAACAUACAAGAACAACUACCGCGUCUUUCGUAAUGUCGUGACCGACUACGGCGCAGACAACACGGGUACCAGAGAUGCGUCUGCCGCUAUCCAAAACGCUAUCAAUGCUGGCGCUUCCAAUGGUCCUGCCCGGACUAGCAAUUCCAUGGGAACCACUGGCCAGCCGGCUGUCGUGUACCUGCCUGCUGGCACGUAUCUCCUGGAAGGCAGUCUGCAGCUAUACGUUGGAACCGUCCUUGUCGGUGAUGCACUGAACCCUCCUGUUCUCAAAGCCAGUGCCAAUUUCCCCCACGAUCAUAUCAUCUUCGGGAAAGAUCCGAACCAGGGAGGCACCGUCAACUUCUAUAUUGGCUUCAAGAACGUGAUUAUCGACUCGACAAGCAUCGCGACUUCGAGCUCCAUUACCUUGCUGGACUGGACUGUUUCCCAGGCUACACAGCUCACGAAUAUUGUCUUUAGAAUGCCCAACUUCUCCAAUCACGUCGGUCUCACCACCCAAUUUGGAUACAACAGCAAUAUCAUUCUGAAUGACUUGACUUUCUCUGGAGGAAGUGUCGGCAUGCAGUUGAGCGGUCAGCAAUGGAUCCUCAAGGGCAUCAACAUCAACGGUGCCAAUGUCGGCAUCAAAGCCGCUGGCUUCCAGCUGGUUUGCCUGGAUUGUCAGUUCCAGAACGGCGCGACAGGAAUUGAUGCGAGCGGGAUUUCUGGAUCCCUGACGGUCAUCGAUUCCAGCGCCAACUACCUGGGCAAUAUGGUUAUUUCGUCAAAUGCCGGCGGAAAAGCUCAGAAUUCAAUCAUCCUGGACAAUGUGCAGUGCACCAACAGUGGCAGCACCGUCUCCCUCAAUGGCAACACGGUUCUCUCGGGCUCGGUCACGAACACAUGGGUACAUGGUAACCAAUACUCGGGUGGAAGCACCACCCCUGCAUAUCAACAGGGAUCCCAAGUAAACACGCCCAGAACAAAUGUUCUUGUGGGUGCCAACAGCAACUACUUCUCCAUGAAGCCACCGACAUACGCCCAGUACUCGUCCAACCAGUUCAUCAACAUCAAAAGUGUCAGCGGGCUACCGGUUAUGGGCGACGGCGCCACCGACGAUACUGCGAAUAUCAACGCAAUCUUGGCGCAGUAUGCCCAUUGCAAGAUUAUCUACUUCCCUGCGGGUACAUACAUUGUAACCGAUACGGUUUUCGUCCCACCUGGUUCGAUCAUCAUCGGUGAUGCAUAUGCCUCUGCCAUCAGUGCUACGGGGUCCAAUUUCUGGAACCCGAGUGCUCCGAGAGCGAUGGUGAAAGUAGGAAACGCUGGCGAUGUUGGUGUGGCCCAAUUCACGGAUAUGCUAUUUACGGUAGCCGAUGUCCUACAAGGCUGCAAACUGGUGGAAGUUAACAUGGCUGGCGCAAACCCCGGAGAUGUCGGAUUCUGGAACACACACUUCCGGAUCGGCGGCGCGGUGGGCUCUAAAGUCCAGACCAACUGCUACAAAACCCCCGACGAAUGUAAAGCCGCCUGGGGUCUGAUGCAUCUCACGAGCAGCUCGUCCGCAUACAUUGAGAACAUGUGGGGAUGGACCGCAGACCACAACCUCGACGGCAGCCCGGACACAACCACCAUCGCGACAGGACGCGGGCUCCUCGUCGAAGCCACCAAGGGCACCUGGCUAGUGGGAACCGCCAUGGAACACCACACGCUCUAUCAAUAUAACUUUGAGAAUGCGCAGAACGUCUUCUCCGCCUUCCAGCAGAGCGAAACGCCGUACUGGCAGGGAUGGGGGAGCCCUGACCUCGCCCCGACACCUUGGUCCUCGAAUCUGAUUGCCUCCGAUCCCAACUUUAGCAACUGUGCCGCGGGCGAUGCGGGAUGCCGCAUGGCUUUGUUUGAGCGCAUUCGGGGAUCAACGAACCUCUUCCUCUACGGCGGGUGUGUUUGGGCUUUCUUCAAUAACGGCGGAGCCUGUAAUGGGGAUUGUCAAGCCAACGCUAUCCGCAUCCUUUCCUCCAACGGACCGGUCUAUCUGUACGGGACGAACGUCAAGGCCAUCAGCAAUAUUAUUCUCGAGAAUACUGUGGUAGCAGCCAAGGAAAGCGACAACCAGGGAGGAUGGGGCGGUGUCGUCGCUGCGUAUCUUCAUAGUUCAUGA